Photinus pyralis (common eastern firefly) is the source of this 588-nucleotide messenger RNA. RefSeq lists its product as uncharacterized. The record is from RefSeq and is a predicted model, not a curated record. Lineage: Eukaryota; Metazoa; Arthropoda; Insecta; Coleoptera; Lampyridae. Bases 14 to 421 code for a protein of 135 amino acids. The transcript is spliced from 2 exons.
UUUUGAUAGCAAAAUGUCAAAUAACUUGGGAUCCCUUUGCAAAGAACCAAAAUUCUUUUUAAAAGUCACAGUGCUUAUUUUAUGCGUGCUUGAAACCUUCCUACUCUUCCACUACGGACUGGAUCGGUGCAUCCGAAGGUCUCCUUUAUACAUGUCGAUAUUUUGCGGCAAUGCUUACAUAUGCAUAAUGGGUGUGUACAUUUUGGCAUAUGUGUUCGAUAGCACGCACGAGUUUACCGAACAACUAUUUAUAAUUAUUGGAGCUAUUAUGAGCGUCAUUACGGGAAUUGUGAUAUUCCUGGAAACGGAUAGACACAGCACGUGGCUGACGUGUUCCAAACAGUCCGUAACAGCACUGGGCGUAAUUACGACAGGUUGCGGUAUUGUUAUGGUUGUAGAUUACUUAAUGCAAAGGAGAUAGCCAACUUAUAUUUUAAUGUAUUUCUUCCUAAUCCAAAAUAAAAUUAAAAACCAAUUACAACGGCACGCAUAAUUUUGAUCCUUUCGAGCCGGGAUUUUUUCGGAGUAAGCAGUACUGUACAGGAUGCGAGUGGAGUGUCAGCCGCGCCAUGUCGAUCGACAACAGAA